AUGGCAAUAUUAAUCAGUAUCGCUGUGCUGUUAUCUUUGUUGCCAUUCUGUGAAAAUGGAGUUCAAAGAGACAAAGAUUUUUCAAUUGCGGCAACAUUCACUUGUGAUUUGCAGCACAGCUUUUGUCUUUUUGGACACAUUCUUGAAACUGAGCCUAUUUCUCCUGAUGAAAUAUUAGAAAACAUAGACUUUCAAUGUCAUCGAGAGAGUUUUACUUUGAAAACCUCAAUUAACACUGGCGAUUGUUCUUUUUUCGAGAGCUCAAUUCAUCUUUCUUUGGAAAUUAUUCACAAUUGCACCACGACCAAAAAAGUUUUGAGAAGCUAUAAAGCUUUGUCAAUAAUUAAUGAAAAAGAUCUCCCAUCACGACUUAGAUCGAAAGUCGACAUUCUUGACAGAGGAAUACCAGCAACUGGAAUUCUUUUCCACGAUAAUUCUUAUUCUGAUGAGGAGGAUGACUGCUGA
Messenger RNA from Caenorhabditis remanei, 465 nucleotides. RefSeq lists its product as uncharacterized. The transcript is spliced from 4 exons. NCBI's taxonomy places the organism in Eukaryota, Metazoa, Nematoda, Chromadorea, Rhabditida, Rhabditidae. The record is from RefSeq and is a predicted model, not a curated record. The coding region runs from base 1 to 465 and encodes 154 amino acids.